AGAUAGGAUGGUUAGUUACUAAAGACGAUGCUGGAUUGAGUGUCUAGGGUUUGUCUGAGAUUUCUCUUCCUCUCCAUGGCGUUGAUGACCUUCGCCACCUGCAAUUCGCUCUCCACUGGCAUCUCCCCUCGCUUUCUUGCUCCUCCUGUAUGCCGUCAAUCCAGGGUUUCUACUUAUCUUUCAACAACUACUGAUAAAUCCCUCACCUUCCUCGGCACGUCCUCCUCGAAACCCUUCUACUCAUCUUCGGUGCAGUCAGGGUUUACUGCUAAAGUUGAGCGGCGAAUUCUUGCCUCCGCCUCCAGGAACGAGGGAAGCUCGGAGCCGGAGGCUGCUCAGUCCGAUGAUGCUAAUCAGGCGAGGGGACAGAGCACGUUUCCGGAGAGGUUUCGUUACCUCACAAAGGAAGCGCCCGAUCGCCCAGUCAGGUGGCCAUGGGCUAUUGCACUGGUUUUUCUUGUUUAUGCUUGGCGAACUGCAUUGUGGGAACUUUCAAAUUGGGCAAAGACUGUGUUAGCUGUUAUGAAAUUUCUCGGUUACUUGGGCAAACUGCUCCUUGCUGUUGUAUUCCACUACAUUGGUGGUCCUGUUACAGAAAUUAUAAGAUGCCUGGAGUUCUGCCUCUAUUCGGCAAAGUAUGCAUAUGGCAAUGUUGUGGCAUUUGCUCCCGUGCCAGAACUGAUGAGGAUAAUCUUGUUUGCUACACUGAUAGUAGCCGUUGCUGAAGCCGCAGUUCCAGAUUCGGUAAACAGCCAGAUGCCCCUACUUACACUUGCAGCAUUUACCGGGUUUGGGGCCGUGAGAAGCUUUAUUCCAGAGCCACUCUUCUGGAUGUGCCUCUGUGGACUCUUUUGCUACUCGAGGUUUAUUACAAAAAAGGAUGAUGUAUCAGCAUUAUUGCCAUCUGCUGCUGUACUCGCCGCUGUCGGGGAGCCAUGGGUCAGAUUUCUUGUGAUAGGUUUUUACUUGGCCCUCGCGAUCAUCCAGCAUUCAAAGGCAUCGAAGGAACCUUCAAGUGAGGAAGUUCCUGAAACCAGUAGAAGACUUCCAAUCCCACUCUUACUCGCUGCUUUAUCUGUUGGAGUUCAUCUUGCUGCCAAAUGGGUUCGAUAUCGUCACCUGACAUGGAUCAUCGCUUGAUUGUUUCUUAUUCGAAAUUGAUUUUGAAGAUCCUGUCAAAUUGCAAUCAUCUCGGAAGUAAGUUGUGUUGUGUAAUGUCUAUUUUUCUGGUAUUCAUUGAUCAGAAGUUUGCAUUUCACAAGCCCUGUUUCAAUCGGCUAUAUGCUACAAACCUAUCUCUGUUCCUAUAUUCCAUGUUUUACUGAA
Zingiber officinale is the source of this 1326-nucleotide messenger RNA. RefSeq lists its product as uncharacterized. Lineage: Eukaryota; Viridiplantae; Streptophyta; Magnoliopsida; Zingiberales; Zingiberaceae. The transcript has 2 exons. The coding region runs from base 76 to 1140 and encodes 354 amino acids. The record is from RefSeq and is a predicted model, not a curated record.